Molecule: messenger RNA, 1782 nt
Organism: Purpureocillium lilacinum
Lineage: Eukaryota; Fungi; Ascomycota; Sordariomycetes; Hypocreales; Ophiocordycipitaceae
Molecular function (GO): nucleic acid binding; zinc ion binding
Source: RefSeq, a predicted model, not a curated record
AUGGCAGACUACUUUUCCGCCUACGACAACCGGCCUCGUGAGCCGCAAUGCUACAACUGCGGCGCUGCGGGGCACUGGGCGGUUGCGUGUCCUGAGCCUACCCGAGCAACGCCAGCUGGUUUGGCGGCCUGGAAGAAUGCACCUCCUCCCAGCCAGAGCGGGCCGAAACAUCACGGCAAUUCGUCCAAAAAGUCCAAGGGACCCAUCAUCACAAAGUAUGCGCCUCCGCCUCCGCCGCAACCUCCAUCAUAUGGCCCUCCCAUCGGCCAGUACCAACCACCGCCGCCUCCCCCUCUCCCGGGACACCAGCAACAUCCCAACGCGUACCCUGGACCGCCGCCCACGCCGCAUUACUCCCAGUACGGCGCUCCGCCUCCGUCGUACCCCCCCGGCUACACGCAGCCGCCCUACUCGUACCCGUCCAGCCAGCCGUACGCCCCUCCGGCCCCGUAUGGAGCUCCACCGCAAUACAGUCCUCCGGGUUACGCGCGCCCGAUGCCGGGCCCUCCUCCGCCUGCUCCUUACCCCGGCGCGCCCGCUGGCCACGAUCACAGAUCGCCGCCGCCUUACUACGGCCAAGCGCAUCAGCCGCCGCCGCCGCCGCCGCCGUUUGCACACUCUGCUUCGCAUCACCCUCCCAGGCCUCCGCCGCCUCAUCCUCGCUCGGCGCCGCCAGCAAGCUCAGCCCAGACGCCGCCUAAACCGCCGAGUACUCGGAUAAGCCAUCCGCUUCCUCCAAAGCCACCGCCGAGUCAGGACCAGAUCAAGUUUCAACGCGAUCACCGCAACAAGCGCAAGCAUGACAGGCAGGAGCACCAAGACAGGCGCCACAAGGACCAGAAAGUGGGAAAUAAGCACGCCGGUCACAACCCUCAAUACGAUACCCACGCAUCCCCGUCUUCAGCGGGCCGGCGAUACUCAUCUUCUCAGGGGUCACCGCCAGGACGCCCAAACCACAACAAUCCCAAACACCAUCCUCAGCAACCCCGCAAGAGCAGUCAGUCUGGAGGGCCAAGCCAUGCGCCUACGUCGCCCGAGAAAGGUAGCAGUCGACCCGAGAGAGUUGCCGGAGCGAGCAAACACCGGCCAGACGAAGCAAUCCAAGCCGAAUCACUCGGUGAUCAAGCGGCCCCUGUUACCGAGGUGCCUCAUGGACGAGAAGCCGAUAGGCCCCAGCCGAUGCGUAUUACUGAAGGUGUGGACCGUGUCCCCGUUGUGGAGGCGCCCGUAGCUGGGGAUGCUGCGCCAGGGCGCAACGUUGAGGAUGAGGCUGCGGAGACCAAGACGAUUAGUACCGAGCAGGAGGAAGGUGAGAUUGCCAACGAUGAUGCGGGGGUCAGCACCUCAUCUCAUGAACGCGCAACGACGAACCAGCGACAAAGAUCAACUUCCGCUGAACCGGGUGUGCACAACAAGCGCUCCCGUAGCAGCGAUGCAGAGGAGCGACAACACCACAAGAAGCGAAGACCGGACAGCCCAGCACCGAGGAGCGAUAAGACCAGCGAAAGCGGCACUUUGAAUGGCACGCUCUGGGAUGGGCUCGAUGUCCCCAGGCAGGCCGACCGGAAACGCCGAGGUUCGCAGGCAUCACAGGUGUCAAAGCAUUCCUCCGCGUCCAGCAAGUCCUCGGACUUGAACUCUUUAGAGGCCGAGCUGCUAGGACGGCCGGUGAGGCAGAAGCACGUAGCGGACAGCCCGCCACGCCAACGUUCAGACCGGAAACCUGUCAAGGCCAAGCGUCGUCAGGCCAAUGCCAACUCGGCUUAUAGCCGCCGCUGGUAG